UUAGUGGAGAGCUGAUGCAUUUCCUGGAGAUGGUUGCUAACAACUGAACUGACAAAGGCAACAAGCAGGUGAUGUUGGCAGGGGAGACCAGGAGGUCGUACCAGAGCAUAGCAACAAAUACUGGUCAUAUAUCUGACAUAAGAUUUCUCGAGUAGAGAACAAGCAGGAAGAAAGCGAAGAUGCCGUUCUUCAAAUCUGCCUCCAGCCUCCGCUCAGACAGCAGUGAUUUGGACAUGGAUGGCCUUGCUGAAAGCGAGUUGGCCAGACUCCAGCGCCAGUUCCGCCUCUUGGAAGGCGACCGUCACACCUACACCUUGGAAUCCAGGGAAACCAUUCGCAGGCAGAUGCUGGAGGUGAAGCGCCUGGAGAAGGAGAACGAGCAGCUGCUACGCAGGCAGGCUGUGGCCGAGAGCCGCAGUAACCAGCAACGAGGGAAGGAUCAAGCCAACAGCCUGCGUGCUUUGUUGGGACGCCGGGAUGACGUGGAGCAGCAGAUAAUGCAAGAGAAGAAGAGAAUAGCCCUACUUGAUAGAGAGGUCCAAAGUUGGGAGAAGCGUUUGGCUGUCCAGAAGAAGGAAGUGGGCAGUGGACACUUGAUCCAACAACAGAAGAUCCACCUACACAAGAGGGUACAGACGUUGGAGAAUCAGCUAGACAGGGCCACCUCACAAUUCGAUUCUCAGCUUGUUGUCAACUCACAGCUGCGUGAGGAUCUAGAAAUGCUCCAGAUUGGACACGAUCGUUUUGAGAAUCUUUAUAAGAAACUAGAGAAGGAGCUGCAGGAUACACGCGGGAACAUUGGGGCCAUGAUCAGCACAUCCUCAGCAGCCUACGAUGCAAGGGAAGAGGCGCAGAACCGCAUGAGCCAGCUGCAGGACAAGAUGGUGAAGGAUCUCAAACAAUAUGAAACCGAGCUGAGAGAAUUGAACCGCGUCCUAGAACAUGACCGUCGGAUGGACGAAUUCCUCACCAUCAAACUGCAGGAGAGGAAGCUUACUGAGGAAGCGUUGAAGGCCAAGGAAAAACGAGAGCAAGAGCGCAAACGGCGAGGGCCCGAGGAAGAGCUGUUUGACUCUUACCAAGAUACUUUUGAGAAACUGCUGAAAUUAACUGGCAAGAGCAAAUUGGAGGAUGUGCUGGAGAAGUUCACUGCAGAGGAGGAGCGAAACUUCGCUCAGUUCAACUACGUCAACGAACAAAAUAACCAGCUGGAACAGAUCCGGGAACAAAUUGCUGAGCUCAGUCACGAAAUAGAGAUGGUCCAGGCGCAGGAGGCCCGGGCGGAGGCGGAGCGGCAGUUGCAGUUACGGGCAGUCGAAAUGCAGCAAGAGGAAGCUGUGAAUGGGACAAAGGAGACCGAGCUUCAGCUGAAGGCCCAGGCCAAGAUUUGGGAGAUGUUCAAAAGCGAAAUUGAGUCUCUUUUUGGGAAGCUGUAUUGUGACCCUUCAGUGCUGGAUAAAAUGCUAGGGGGGACGACAGCUGCACGGGAUGAGAACAUGGCGAUCUACAUGGGCUCGAUCGAGCAAAGGAUCAAUGAAUUAUUGGCGAUGUAUUCCUACGUGAUGGCUGAGCAACAAGACCAGCCCUUUGAUACACUGGAGACAGUGCUGUUGAUCCUGGGGCAGAAGUCUGAGUUUCCGUCUCCCCGGUUGAUUGUUCGGCCACCCACUACUGGACCAAGCCACGAUGCAGUCAUCGAAGAUGACCAGAGACCCUUGACUCACACAGAGCUCAGAGAACAAGCCCUGAAGGAGAUCCUGAGCAAAGGAGACACAAUUUUCCUAAAAAGAAGCACGCAACAUGAAAUGUCCAGUGCCCGGCUUCGGGCAAGCGGAUCUAAGAAACUACAGCAUGCAUCUUGACUUGCGUAAGAUCUCUUGUCGCGAUCUGGUCUGUGUGAUGCAGAGGACAGAAACCACGAUGACAUGGGCAGGGGCACAUGGUGGUCUGGUUCCCCACGUUGCUACAGCCUUCCCCACAUUUGGGAGGACUGGCGUACCAGAAUGGAGCCUUCAUCCUGUCAGGGCCUCUGGGCUGCUGUGGCUCCCUGAAGAUCUGCCUCCUUCUGGUGAAUGUUUUCUUCCAUUGACUGCUUGCUCCAUCAGGUCUGGCCUGCUGCAUACAUAAUACAUAACACAUACCCUAAAAUCUUAAGAAAAGGGCCUUUGCUCCUGAGCUGCCUGUUCAUUUAUAUCCCUUAAUUUGACUCCAGAGUCUCUUGCAAAGAGGGAAUGUACUUGAUACCUUUGCAGUGUAGCAAGCCCAUAUUACCAGGGACAAAAAUGCCCAAGUCCCUGAUGCUAAGGAAGCUAUCAUUGGGAUAGGAGUAGGUGCCUGAAGUUCAUGAUGUCUCCCUCCCUGUGCCACUAGUGUCCAAAAAAUGGCACAAUAAGCUUUCUAGUGCUGUAGUAACUAUUUCUGAGGCAUCCAGAAUAAGAAAGACUCCGUAUCUCAUGGACAGAGUAGUCAAGGCAUAAGAUGGGGGUACGUAGCAACUAUUUGGAUGCUUUUGAGGGAAUUGGAUGUGUUUGGUGCCCUUGGCCACAAAUUUAAGUCAUGUUUAAGCACACACAUGCAACCUAGCUGGUUUCUCAGAAACUGUGGUUUGUAACUGUGGGUAAAGCUGCGCUGGGCAUGGCCUGAUGGCUAAGCUGAGCAAGAAAGUAACUUAGGUUCACCUCCUCUCACUCCUGUUAUCUGUAUAUGGAACAGCUUGGGGGGGAGGUAUUUUGUUCAUUCCAUCCCAAAUAUUUCCAGAUAUAGACGCAAGUUAUGAGGAUUACACAUGGAUAAAGUGCAUGAAAACUGCUUUCUUUGUAGUGAACGUGUGAGGGGUAGUUUCCUGUGUGUUAAAAAUGUAGUUCUCUUAGCCCAGAUUUUUUUUUGAAGCACAAAAUGUUUUAAAUUCACAACUGUUUCAACAAGGAUGGUGCCCUCCUAAUCUGCCGCACACGUCACCCCUUCCUUUGUAACGCCCCUCCAGUACUUUUAUGUUACCCCCCCAGAGAGAAGAAUCUUGCGGGAUACAUUCCCGUCCCAAAGAUGAUCAUCAUGGAAACAAAUCUCAGUAGUUUCCUUGAAGGGAAACAGCAGGAUCAGGCCAUGGAAAAUGGGGGGGCGGGGCUAGGGGAUUGUAUAUGUCUGUGUGUUAAAGGGCAUACCAGUGGGCUCUGGCUCCAGAAGGGGCACUCACUUGUACACAGACCCUGGGACAGGUGGGAAAUAAAAAACUAUCGCGUUUUUUGAUUAUCAGUGCAAAUUGAAAGUGAUUAAAAUGUUGAAUGUCUGAGA
Messenger RNA from Heteronotia binoei (common prickly gecko), 3291 nucleotides. It is a transcript of the gene ODAD1, whose product is annotated as outer dynein arm docking complex subunit 1. Bases 180 to 1862 code for a protein of 560 amino acids. Gene Ontology annotation, biological process: outer dynein arm assembly; cilium movement. NCBI's taxonomy places the organism in Eukaryota, Metazoa, Chordata, Lepidosauria, Squamata, Gekkonidae. Gene Ontology annotation, cellular component: axoneme. The record is from RefSeq and is a predicted model, not a curated record. The transcript is spliced from 15 exons.